AUGGCUGCACCAAUUCCUUAUCGAACCCCUUCAAAUAAUCUGCCAGUUGGAUCAUUCCCGCCUAAUGUUUAUUAUCGUGAUACUUAUGGACUGCAGCACUUGACUGAUGCUUCUAGUAAUCAAAGAAAUCAUACUGAUUCAACUACAACAGUGGAAUCUGAUGAUACCAUUACAACGAAAUCUACAGUACGUAGAACUGCAAAUAUUCAUAAUGUAAAUCAGAUGGUUGAAAGUUCAACAUCCAAAGGGACCGUUAAUUCUCCAUCAUUUCAUAUUGAUCAGGUUAUCACAAACCAAGUUGUAUUAAUGCAAGCACGAACCUUGCUCACCUUAACUCUUGUAGCCUUUGGUGCAGCGCUUCAGCUAAUGAUAUUUGGUAUAAUAUGUGUUUUUUAUGAUGGAUGCCCUUAUUAUUUCGCUGUAAUUGCGAGCAUAAUAUUCAUGUCGAAUUCUUCCACUGUAUUAUUUUUCAUAAGAUAUAAACCGACACGAACAUUUUUGACGCUUUGUAUAAUAUUUACUAGUAUCAGUUUCAUUGUUGCUGUAACAGUAUUUAUUUGGACAGCAUAUCUGAUUUAUGGCGAAGAUAAGCAAAUUAGAGGUCAAGGAUGGUCUUUUUACGAGGAUAAUUUAUUAGAAAUUAAUCGAAUAGUCUCAAAUACACGAGUCGCUAUGUACAGUCUGCAUAUGGUACUUUCUCCUGUAGAAGCGCUUUGUUGUGCUGGUAUACUAAAUAUACUUUUCAAAAACCUGCGACUAAUUCAAACAGAUCGAGUAACACGUGGAUACUUUUUCACACAGCCCCUUAUCGGACAACAAACUGUGCUCGUCCCUAUUGAAUUAAAACAAGUGGAAACAUUCGAAGAAAGUGAAAUUGAAAAUGCAUCUAUUGGUGUACAAACGAGCGGUGGAAAUCAUAGCUACAAGGAUGGUUUGUGCAAUUAG
Molecule: messenger RNA, 945 nt
Organism: Thelazia callipaeda (thelaziosis nematode)
Lineage: Eukaryota; Metazoa; Nematoda; Chromadorea; Rhabditida; Thelaziidae
Source: the annotation of a GenBank genome assembly